AUGAACGGGCGUCAGCUAGCCGGCUUGGAGGAUGGGUGCGAGCAGUGGGAGGUGUUCGUCGUGCUCGCCAUCUCGCCACUCUCCAUCCUACUCCGCAACCUCCUAGAGCCCUACCUUUUCCUCGGGUCUAAUUUCUCACAAAAUGCAUUCCAAUACGGGUUGAAAUUCAUAAUAGACUUUGCUGUGAUCGUGCUCCCAGUGCUCCUUACAAUGACAUAUUAUGCUGAAGAUGUCGUGUUUGCCUUGUAUAUUAUUUUGGAAUUUAUUGCCCUUAUCCUGCUCCUCAGGUUACUCAAAUUUUUCUGCACAACUAAAGAGCGACCCUCGAUUACGGAAAUCCUCAACACAACUCUAGAAAAAGAACAUCACCCAACUACGUAUCUGACCUAUUUACGCGGUAUGGUGCUGAUCUUCACAGGAAUCGCUAUUCUUGCUGUCGAUUUUUCUGUGUUUCCGAGGCGAUACGCUAAAACGGGCUUCUACGGACACAGCCUUAUGGAUGUUGGCGUUUCCGCUUUUGUCUAUAUUCUGGGCAUAUCAAAUCACUUGAAAACGCAACGAAAAGGCGGAGAGGACGGCAAGAAAAAGAGGUCUCCUUUGACGAUUCUCACCAGCUCCUCCGCUUUGCUACUGUAUCUAGGUGUCGGGCGUACUGUGGUGCUAAAAGCAAUCGGCUACGGUACUUCUAUCACCGAAUACGGCGUGCAUUGGAACUUCUUCUUCACCCUUUUUGUUGUUCAUCUCUUUUCCAAAAUCUACAACCAACGUGCUCAUCUACUACUCGCUAUCGUGAUGGCUGGCAUUCAUCAGUUGUUGCUCAGUGGAGGGAAUGAGGAUUGGGCGCUCUCCGAUGACGAGCCACGCGAUAAUUUAAUUUCUGCAAAUCGUGAGGGUAUCGUCUCGCUUCUCGGCUAUAUUUCACUUUAUUAUUUUGCUAGUGCUAUUGGAGGCCAUAUCAUGAGGAUUGGAAACAAAGUAUCCGACAAUCUCAAGUGCCUCGUCCAACUAUUCUUCAUUGCCGGUGCUUGCUACAUUUUACAACUCUUUGCGGUUGCUGUAUUUGCCGCUCCUUCUCGAAGAGUCGCAAAUUUGGCAUAUCUAUUUUCGCAGCUCUCCGUCCUUACCUACUCUCUUUGGAUCUGCCUGCUGGUCCAGACCAUCAUCAUACUGGGCUGGGCAACGGGGAUACCGUAUUUUGGGAAAGGCAACAACCCGUGGCAAGGAAUCCAACCGUGCAUGCUGGAAGACGUGAACCGAGCUGGCCUCUGGUUUUUCUUGCUGUGUAAUGUCUUAACAGGUACUGUAAAUAUGACGGUGGAUACUUAUUCCACAACUGAUGCCGAGGCCACCGUAUUGCUUGGUAUCUACAUGCUCAUCAGCUGCGUGGCAGCCCGAAUUUUUGUGAUUGUCAGGAAUCGAUGGCGAGCUGGAGGCCAGAACAUUCCAUAUGUGAUAAAAAAA
Molecule: messenger RNA, 1461 nt
Organism: Mesorhabditis spiculigera
Lineage: Eukaryota; Metazoa; Nematoda; Chromadorea; Rhabditida; Rhabditidae
Source: the annotation of a GenBank genome assembly